Messenger RNA from Trichosurus vulpecula (common brushtail), 5341 nucleotides. It is a transcript of the gene GPR157, whose product is annotated as G protein-coupled receptor 157. Gene Ontology annotation, molecular function: G protein-coupled receptor activity. The transcript is spliced from 4 exons. Lineage: Eukaryota; Metazoa; Chordata; Mammalia; Diprotodontia; Phalangeridae. Bases 577 to 1572 code for a protein of 331 amino acids. Gene Ontology annotation, cellular component: plasma membrane. The record is from RefSeq and is a predicted model, not a curated record. Gene Ontology annotation, biological process: cell surface receptor signaling pathway; adenylate cyclase-activating G protein-coupled receptor signaling pathway.
ACAUGACGCCGCUGCCCCGCGGCGAGAGGGGGCGGACUGGAGGGUCCGGGUGCGCGGCGCUGGGUCUGGAGCAGUUAGAGCGGCCGCCCCUCGGGGCCCCCCAACCACCACCCCGCAGCCCUCAGCUCCAGCAGCCGCAGCAACUGGGAACUUUCUCUGGCUAAAGUUCCUGGGCCCCUUUCCUCCCUGCUUCCGUCCUACCCUCCCCGUCUCCCCCAGACUUCUCUCCGGGCUCCCCACUUCUGCCCUCCUCUGGCCUCUUUGUUCGGCUCCCCUUCUCCCUGCCUCUUUCCGGACUCCCUUUCCCCGUUCCCCCCCCCCGCCCCUCGCCCCAGCCCUCUCCACUUUCCCCCUUUCCCCAAGACCCCCUGGCUCUUCAUCUCCAGCAGCUUCAUUUCCCAUUCUUUCUUCUUUUCCUUCAUCGUUCAGCGCUCCAACAGCAUCUUUCCUCGAUCCCCAUCUCUGCACCCUCUGUAACUCCCACGAUCUCUCCUUUCUUUCCCUUGCCAUCCGCUCCUGGAAGCACCCCCCCCCCCGCCCCAUCCAGGGCCCCUUUGCUCCUUCAUCUCCUUGGCCAUGCUGCACCCCCCGAAGCCUGCUCCCCCAACCGAGGUCUACCCUUCGGAGAAGAUCGUGGUCCUCCUGUCCUGUGUGCUCUCCUUCCUGGGCUCCAGCCUCCUCAUAGGCACCCAUGCUCUGUGGCCGGACCUGAGGAGCCGAGCCAGGCAGCUGCUCCUCUUUCUGUCCCUGGCGGACCUGCUCUCUGCCGCCUCCUACUUUUAUGGGGUCUUCCAGAACUUCCAGGCCACCACCUGGGACUGCGUGGUGCAGGGAGCCCUCUCCACCUUUGCCAACACCAGCUCCUUCUUCUGGACAGUUGCCAUCGGGAUUUACUUGUAUCUCACCAUCGUCCGCAGCAGCCAGGGCCCCUGGGCUGGGACUCGUCUCCUCUCCUGCUUCCACAUCGUCAGCUGGGGCGUCCCACUGGCCAUCACCGUAGCUGCUGUCGCUCUGAAGAAGAUCGGCUAUGACGCCUCCGACGUGUCCGUGGGCUGGUGCUGGGUCAACAUCGAGGUGGAAGACCGGCUGCUGUGGAUGCUGCUGGCGGGGAAGCUCUGGGAGAUGCUGGCCUACGUCGUGCUCCCGGUGCUCUACGUUCUUAUCAGGAAGCACAUCAGCAGGGCGCACGCCGCACUCUCCGAGUACCGACCCCUCCUGGCCGAGACAUACGCUUGUCAGCACCGGACCUCGGUAGCAGAUAAGAAGCUCAUUCUCAUCCCUCUCAUCUUCAUCUGCCUACGGGUCUGGAGCACUGUCCGAUUCGUCCUCACCCUCUGUAACUCCUCUGCUGUGCAGACGCCUGUGCUGGUGGUCUUACAUGGAAUCGGGAACACAUUCCAAGGAGGUGCCAACUGCAUCAUGUUUGUCCUCUGUACCCAGGCGGUCCGAGACCGACUCUUCUCUGUCUGUUGCUGCUGCUGCCAGCGCUUGUGUCCCUCUCUGGAGAAUCCCGAUGGCGAUUACAGAGGCCCCUUGCCCCCAAGGACAGAAGAGUCCCAGCAUUCUAAAUAGACCCCAGCCCUCUUGUUGCCUAAAUCUUUGGGUGGCUUCUGGUUUCCGGGAAUGCCCCCCCCCCUUGAGCUGUGAGUCCUUGCUGGGGGUAGUGACUUUGGGCAGGGGAUUGGGUUGCUCGUAGAGCGUGUAUUUGCUGCUCAUAGGUUUUUCAUUUGCCUGUUCCCGAACAUGGGGGUGGAGGCCGUAUGCGCCAGUUCCACUGUGUCCUGGGACUCUUGGGCACUGCUUCCCCAUGUGACCUGCCCCAUGGGAGGUCAGGGAGCCUCUGACUGCGGCACACACACACACACACACACACACACACACACACACACACACACAGCUUAGUAGGUGGAGAAAAGGAAGCCAAGUCUCAGGGUCUCACUCACCGACUUGAUAUUCUGCAUGAGUGUUACUGGCCAAGCAGGGAGGGUUCAUUCAUCUUUCUGAAACUGUGUGCUCCCCUCUAUGAGCUGAGAGACCUCCCCCCCUAUCAGAGAACAUGGGGGAGAGGAGGUUGGUGGUAAAUGGAGUCCCCCCAACCAUAUGAUUCCCAGGAGCCAUCCUAGACCUUCACUCCAUGGCAGGAAACUUGAAGAAGGCCAGCCUCUGUUUACACAAAGUGUCCAAGAACCUAGGAAUUGCAAAAGAUUUCUAGGAAGUCUCUGGGUGCCUGAUUGCAGCAAAACCCCAGCUGAGAGUGUCUGAUGGGGAACAUUCCAACUGAGAGCAGGAGUUGUUUGCUACCUGAACCUGCAUAGCAAAGCUCACCAAUCCCCCUAAUUGUGGGUGGGUCAUCUUUGGGUCUCCAAGGGAAGCCUGAAUCCGUUGAUGCCUUUAGCAUCAACACCCUAUGGGUCAUAUCUGGCACAGAUACUUGCUUCGGACCCCUUGAAGAGUUGACCAGAGCUGCGCCAAGAAGAGGCUUUUCUUCGGAUUUUUGUGUGUCAUGGACUCCUAUGGCAGCCUAGAAAAGCUUAUGGAGCUCUUUUCUGAAAAAUGUUUUUAAGUAAUUGCGGGCAAUGCUAAAUUUCAGUGAGAGGCUAAGUGAAAAUAAAGAUGUGAUUUUCUUUCCUCCUUCAAAUUCACAGACACCUCCACCCCCACCCCCAUUUAUCCAUGGGCUGGACCCUGGGUUGAGAAACCCUUGUCUAGAACUAGACAGCCUAGAGGCCCUUAUCAUCCCUUUUAUGAGGAUAGUAUUCGAAGAAAAUGCUGGAAGAGUAAAGUCACUUUUUUUCCUUAGGCAAUUGAGAUCUGGUUCAUUAACCCUUCUUGUGUUGGUUUUUGCUACUUCACACUGACUUGUGUGGUGGAAAAAGCCAUCUAGAAAGCAGAUGAAUAAAUGACUUGCUAGUUCCUUUUGCCCUCUCCCUUCCCCUCCCCUCGCCAGACAAAUACCAAAAUACCACAGAGUGUUGCGGGGCAGGGGAGCUGAGCGCCAAAGAUAGACUUGCUGGCUUGGCAGAUUUGGGGGGAAGUGAUGAUAUGGGCCCCAAGGCCUGCCACUGACAUUUCAGGGGACAAAAAGACCGGGAAUAAGCUUCUCUGGAUGUAACCGCUCACUUGGCCCAACUUCCUUCUUCUUUUUUUUUUUUAAAUUCCGGAAAGCAAUUCCCCCAACCCCUCAACUCUCUUAGUUAUCUUAAUGGUUUCCGACACCCUGGGCACCAAAUAGCCAGUUAGGCCUAAGACUAUGCUACCAGUAGCCCUUCCCAGAGAAGUGGGACCAACUCCAGCAAAUACCAGGUUAGACUGCGUCCUGUUCUGUGGAACACAGCUAAUAAUAGCUUGUCAAAGUUUGCAAAGCACUCUGUGUUCAUGCUCUCAUUUGCUCCUGUGAGGGAGUUGCUAUUAUUAGCCCUGCUUUGCAGAUGGGAUAGCUGAGGCUCAGAAGUGACUUGCCCAGGGUCACAAAUCACAGAGAUGGGGAUUUUUCAAACCCAGGUUUCCCCGUCUCUAAGGCUGGUGCUCUGUAUUCCACCUGGAUCCUGCAGGGAGACGAUGGGACUGGGAACAGAGACAGGGAAGUGGGGCUAAGAAAGUGAAAAUGCAGGCUCGCCUACGGUGGUUGCUCCUUCAGGUGACUGUGGGCGCUGCAGAAAGGAAGCCGGAUGUUUCCCAUCCUCUUACUGAUACUCAGAAUUAAAAACCAUCGUCCUGCUGCGUUAUCUUGAUUCCUGUUUUGCUGGUAACAAACUUUUUCAGAGACAGGAGACCUGUGAGUUGACGAUAAAUACUUUUGGUUCCUUUUAUAAACAGUUCCAUUUAUGGAAGUGAGUGGGUGUUUGAAUUUUUACCUUUGGCAGGGAAUGAAAAAAGAACAACCCCAAAUCUUUAAAUGUAUUAAGUCACUGUGCUAAGCGCUUUGCAGAUAUCAGCUCAUUUGAGCCUCACAACAACCCUGGGAGGUGGGGGCUAUCAUUACCUCCAUUUUACAGAUUAGGAAACUGAGGCAGACAAGUGAAACCCAGGGUCAUGCUGCCUGAAAGUGUCCCGGUGAGAUUUUGAACUCAGCUUGCCCACUCUAUCCCUAUGCGCAGUGGCGCCACCUAGUGGCCUACAUGAUAUCUGCAGUCUCUUAGAGUUCUAGUAUAGGAGCCUUCAUCUCUGAAAAAUGAGCAGGGAUAGGAAUCAGUUUCUCCCUCUAACACUUACCAGCUGUGUUACCCCGGGCAAGUCACUUCACUUUUGUUUGCCUCAGUUUCCUUAUCUGUAAAUUGGGGACAAUGAUGGCACCUACCUCUCGGUAUUGUUGUGAGGUUUGAGAUAAUAAUUGGAAAACCCUUAGCAUUGUGCUUGGUAUGUAGUAAGUGCGAUAUAAACGUUAGCUAUUAUUUUUAUUAUUAUGAUUUUUUCCCUUUUCCUCAACAGGUAAGGCUUUGAAAACUGACCUGCAUUUGGAGCCUACGGCUCAGGAGCCUCCCUGUCAGAGCUCAACCCCUUGAGGGAAGAAGGGAGGGAGGUUUCACCCAUGUCCGCCCUUUCUGUCCUCCCCAGAGGUCCUCACCAAGAUGUUAAUCGGACGCCCUCUCCCUUUAGUGCCCUCCACUCCCAGCCCCUUUUUUCCAUCAAGCCCCUAGUUAGGAUUCCUUUUCUCCAGGUGUGCAGAGGGGCAGGGAAUGCAUGCUGGCAUCCCCUUCCAUGCCCAGGGCAGGUUGGCAGGAAGUCUCAGCCCUGGCCCAUCCUUUGUGCAGUGAUGUGGGGAAGCUGGGAUGACAGCAACUAGUCAAAACCUGCCCCUGUGACCCUUCCCUCUUGGAGAGUAUAAUAGCAUUUAAUUUAAAAUGUAAUUCUAUCUUGGGAGCAGGGUUUUAAAAACCCUGAAACCUCUUGACUAAAUAAUAUGCCUUUACCAGGUGUUCUUGCCACCUAUGGCCCAGGUUCUUCAUGGAGUCUGCAGCUUAGACCUACCCAGGCUGCCCCAUCUCUUCCUUUCCAGGGGUCAGAAUAGCCAUGAAGAAUGACCGGAUGACCCCAAUGCUUUUGGAUGCAGCCCUGGGCUAGCCACCCCUCCAGUGGAUUUCACUCCCUUUGCCAAAGUGCUCUUAAUUGUGUUCAUCUGAAACACAAAUUCUGAAGGGUGCUUGGAGCCCCUUGGAGUGUUUUUCUGAUCCUUUCCCAUUUUCUAACCGAUUUACCAGACAAAUGCCUAUUUCUUUGUGGGGGAUGGUUUCUGUAGAGAAAUGAUUUUUAUUUCUGCAUGGACAGGGUCCUCUCGUCAACGACAGGGAAAACACAUUUUUAUAAAGUCCUCGUUGUAACUCAAUAAACUGCUAUGUGUUCA